Molecule: messenger RNA, 1735 nt
Organism: Rubroshorea leprosula
Lineage: Eukaryota; Viridiplantae; Streptophyta; Magnoliopsida; Malvales; Dipterocarpaceae
Source: the annotation of a GenBank genome assembly
UUUGUCCCUUCUUUUUUUUCCCUUCGCUCCUUUGGAUUCUCCCCAAGGAACUUUCCUAGAUUUCGUUACUUGGAUAAUGGCGAAGUCGAGCGCUUUCUGUUCCAUUUUCCAUUUACUUAGUUUUCUGGUGCUUCCUAUUUGGGCCCGAAACAGCCAAUUGUACGGCAAAGAGUUGUGGCAGCGAGAAGCCGAUAGAGUCACGGACUUGCCAGGGCAGCCGCCCGUGAACUUCCGCCACUACGCUGGCUACGUGCAGCUCCGGCCGGACGGCCACAAGGCAUUAUUCUACUGGUUCUUUGAAGCGCAAAACGGAGCAGCUCUCAAACCUCUCGUUCUUUGGCUCAAUGGAGGACCUGGUUGCUCAUCAGUAGGCUAUGGAGCUACACAAGAACUUGGUUCAUUUUUUGUUAGAAACAACGGCACCCAGCUUGCUCUUAACAAAUUUUCUUGGAACAAAGCUGCCAAUAUGCUGUUCCUGGAAUCACCAGUUGGGGUAGGGUUUUCAUACACCAACAAUUCAAAAGAUCUAUAUGAGCUCGGUGAUCAAGUUGCGUCUGAGGAUGCUUAUGCUUUCUUGGUUAACUGGUUCAAAAGGUUCCCGGAAUUCAAAUCCCAUGAUUUUUAUAUUACUGGAGAAAGCUAUGCCGGUCACUAUGUUCCACAGCUAGCCAAUCUCAUUUAUGACAGAAACAAAGAAUCUAUCAAGGACUCUUACAUAAAUAUCAAGGGAUUCAUGAUUGGUAAUGCGGUGAUCAAUGAUGAAACUGAUGCUGCUGGCUUCGUGGAUUAUGCUUGGACUCACGCCAUCAUUUCAGACCAACUCUACAAUAGCAUAAAGAGGGAAUGUGAUUUUGAACAGAUUUCUCAUUCGAGCCACUGCAAUGUGGAUAUCAGAGGGGUCAUGCAAGCUUAUAAUAGGAUUGACAUAUACAACAUCUAUGCUCCAAUUUGCCUCAAUUUCCUUUCAAAAUCUGCCCCAAAACUCCUAGUUGCUCCUCAUUUCCUCACACAACAUGAACUCUGGUAUAAACAACCAGCAGGCUAUGAUCCUUGUACAGAUGAUUAUGUGGAGAAAUACUUUAACAGAGAAGAUGUUCAAAAAGCUUUACAUGCAAAUGUCACCAACCUGCGAUAUCCAUAUACUCUUUGCAGUGGAGUUAUUAAGCGAUGGAACGACUCUCCCGAUUCUAUGUUACCCAUAAUUCAGAAGCUGCUGAAAGCAGGAUUGCGCAUUUGGAUUUACAGUGGUGACCUUGAUGGGAGGGUACCUGUGACCUCGACAAGGUACAGCAUAAACAAGCUGGGAUUAAAAGUAAAGGAAGAAUGGAGGGCCUGGUUCCAUAACAGCCAAGUGGCCGGAUGGGUGGAGACAUAUGAGGGUGAGCUCACAUUUGCCACCGUGCGCGGUGCAGGCCACAUGGUCCCAGUCUUUGCUCCCCAUCAGGCCCUCUCUCUCUUCGCCCAUUUCCUCUCCGCCAAGACCUUGCCAAGAGCUUCCCGUUUCUAGCCGCCGCUGCCAGUAUCCCUGCCACCGUGGGAUAGACUCGUCAUGGUAACCAUCAUCUGUGUUUAUGACUUUAUGUUAAUUAAUAACUAUAAGUAUCCAUUAUGUAAUUUACUGUGGCAGCAUUAGCAAGAAUGAAUUUUAUUUCCUAUUAUUAAUUUUUUAAAAUCUUGAUAAUUGUGUGCAGUGUGCCUUUAUUGAGAUAUUGUUCACUAAAAAGCUGAACUCGAU